AGCGAACGGUACGCGAAGCGCAUGCGCGGACUAAAGAUCAUGCCAGCGAAGCCCAUCAACGGUAUCCGUGGGCCGCGACUGAAACGUGUCUGAAAUUCGCAAAUGAAAUAUACGCCGAAAGAACUGUCCCCACAAAAAUAGUUCUACCCAGCAAGUGACAAGUGAAGAAAACCAAUCCAACAAAUAAAUAAACCCCCAAACCAAAUAAGCAUGAGGGAACGCAGUCAGACAACUCCCAGACGCCGUCGAGCUGGUCCCAAGCAGGCGCUUCCCGGCAGCCACGAGGGAGUUGGUGCCCUGGAGUCGCCCUACUACACCAUCGACAACACGGAGGACAUCUAUGGAACCACCUUGCUGCCCUCGCAGCGCUGCUACGUGGAUCCCUGGGACCUGGAGAACUACGACUAUGUGCGCAAGAAGAUCGAUGAUGGUACCGGCCAGCAGGUGGAUGAAAUCCACUAUGGAAAUUCCCAAACCCCAAGUCCCAGCUAUGGAAUGGGCAUGGGCAUGGGCAUGGCUGCUACCAUGCCACGCCCCCACACACAGACGCGUCGCGUGUCGCGCUCCCAAUGUCAGCUCGAGUGCUGUGUGCCGCAAAGAAGCCGGCGGAGGAGCAGAAGCAGCCGCAAGGAGCCCCUGUAUACAGCCAGGAGUGACAUCUACGGAGUUCCCAGUCGCUACGAUGACUACAUGGCCACAAUGACCAGGCAGCUGCAUCUGGACAACGAUGAGAACGACGACGGAGAGGAGGAGGAGCUGCGGGCAGAGCUCUACGCAGAGCAGCGACAGCUUUACAAUGGCUACGGAGGCUUCUCCAGUACCAGCUCCACCGAGCACCCCUCCUCCAUUGGUGACGAACUGCCCAUUCCCCAACGGCGAGCGGCCACCCUUCAGCGCCGCUCCGCCCCCAGUCAAGUUGCCAACAACAACAAUUAUGGAACUGCACCGCAUCCGAGACGCAAGCGCAGCGGCAAGUCUGCCCCGCCACUGACCGCACCACCGCAGAUCGAAUUCCCCGCCCCGCCCCCGAUUUCGCCAGCCUAUGACUACUGCAAUCCCUAUGCUACACUGCCGUACUGCAGCAUUCCGGAUUGCAGUGAGUGUCAGCAGCACACCAAGUCCCUCAUCUACGCGGCACCCUCCACCCUCUACGGAACUCUGGGAGGUGUCGGAUCAGGGGCACGCACUCAGUGCGAAUCGCCGCACUCCGCUGGAGGCGACUCCUCGCUCUACUCGGGAAUUUACGCACGUAAAUUCGGACUGAGCAAGAAGGGUCUGCUCCAGAUCGACUACUCCUGCAGCUGGAACGACUUAGAUCGGGUCAUGCAGCGCCAGUUUUAAGCGAGGAGGAGCAGUAGCACUCUCCCCCUGGGUGCUUACUGCUUGGUUGCUUGGGUUUGGAACAACAUUAUGUCCUUAAGUCAUCAUCUUAUAUACUCACACACACACAGACACACACACAAUACCAAAUAACUGAACAUAUUUGUCGUAGCAAUUAGUGUUUCAACAUUGAAAUUGAUUGAAUAAACUUAUA
This is a messenger RNA of Drosophila obscura, 1534 nucleotides long. RefSeq lists its product as uncharacterized. The record is from RefSeq and is a predicted model, not a curated record. Bases 211 to 1341 code for a protein of 376 amino acids. Lineage: Eukaryota; Metazoa; Arthropoda; Insecta; Diptera; Drosophilidae. The transcript has 3 exons.